Symbiodinium sp. CCMP2456 is the source of this 1857-nucleotide messenger RNA. NCBI's taxonomy places the organism in Eukaryota, Dinophyceae, Suessiales, Symbiodiniaceae. The record is from the annotation of a GenBank genome assembly.
AUGUCAGACUACGACAAGAUCAAACUCAUCAAGGAGUAUGCGCCGGACCUGGCCGCUACCGUGGUCGUCACGGCGGUGCUUGUCCUCGCCGCCUACUUCCUCACCAACCUGAUGGAGCCAAAGGAGUCUACGAAUGGCCAUGCCAAGAACGGCAAGAACGGCAAGGAGGCCACGAAUGGCCACGCCAAGAACGGCAAGGAUACGAAUGGCCAUGCGAAGAACGGCAAGGAGGCCAAAAACGGCAAGAAGGAGGAGACAAGUGAGGAAGUGAACCUCCUGGCAGAGUAUGGCCGUGCCUGGUGCCUACAUCAGUUCGUGCCCUUCGUUGACAAGCUUGUCUUGGGCAGCUAUGGUUUGCCUCUCUUGGUCCUCUCCUUCCUCUUUCCCAUCCCCUCGGUGCUCCUCAUUGCGCAUGUGGCCAACAUCGUCUCGUGGUUCUACUGGAUGCCGGCGGUCUGGGACCACAUGGUCUGGGCGGCGCUCCUAGAGUUUACCUUCGUCUUGGCCGCGGUCGCGGGAGGUGGCAAAGAGGCGGUGGCGAAGAGGUUCCUCCCCGCAGCGCGCAUGGAGCUCUGCGUGCUGUACUGGAGCGCGGCGUUUUGGAAGCUGACCACCAGUUGGUACACCGUCCGAGGCUCCUGCGCACCGGUGCUGCUCUCGGAGCUGAUGGCCGGGCUCUUCACACCGGAGCUGGUUCCUGCGGGCAGCCUCUUUGCCAAUACCUUUCUGAAGAUAGCGCCCGUCUUCGUGGCCGCCCUGGAGUUUGCGGUGGCCUACUGCCUCACCUUCAGGCCGGCUGCGGGUGUGGUGCUGGCCUUGGCCUUCCACCAGACCAUCAACCUGAUGCCGAUGACCUAUGCCGGGGGCUUUUCUAUUUCGAUGUGCUGCCGCUUUGUGAUCUUCCUCCCAGGCAUCGUCACGAAGGCCCUCGGUAAGUCUGAUUCGCUGCUCCUGCCGCUGUCCCUAUGCGUCGCGAUCGGAGCGGCGAUGUUUGCCAUCCACUUGGGCGUCGACACCGCCUGCGUCCUCUUCCUAACCCUGGGCUUCCUCUACCUCCGGGGAAUCAUGAGUGGGCACCGUGCCAGCCGCUUAGGGGGAGCUGCCUGGCUCUCUUUCCUCGCCGUCCUCGUGGGCUUUGUCUAUGGCUUCCUGGCACCCGUCUUCGGGGUCAUGGCUAUGGCCUCCAGCACCAUGUACGGCAACGUGAAGCAAUGGGGUGGUACCAAUCACCUCGUGGUACCCACCGGGCUGCUCCAAGAGCACUUCGCGGACCCCAAGAACACAGAGCCCGCCUGGGCCAUGGACGCCUUCGGUGGUGGCCUCAUCCGCAUCGAUGAGACCACGUCCCCCACAAUGCGUGAGCUGUGUCCUGCCGAGGCCACCCACCUCAUGCUCCCUUACGCGCGAGACCUCCUCGUGGGCGUCGGCACCCCCGGACGCUACUUCGAGCUCUACGCAGCACGGAAUUACUACAACCGUGACGAUGACCACGGGUCCUCAGCACUUCACAACCGUGGCAACACCACGGUGGAGGUCUCGCAGCCGCCCUAUGUCGAGCCAGCCUACGAGCUCCGGAGAGUGCUCUCCCUGGCGCGCAAGAAGAAUGAGAGCUUCACCCUGAAGUACACAAAGGUACCUUGGUUUGGGACCCCCAAGAGCUAUGCAGAGUACCAGGGGGAGCAGGUGGUGCUAGAGGAGAGCAACGGCAAGCGCACCUGCACCAAAGCAGGCAAGCCUUGUGAGGACUCGGAGAUUGCACUUCAAGCUGCGCCCCAGUACUGGUUGACAAAGGUCUUGCACCCGUAUCCCCUUCCAAUCCUGCCCGGCGACACGCGCGAAGUUCACUGCAGUACCUGA